This is a messenger RNA of Lachancea dasiensis, 1605 nucleotides long. Lineage: Eukaryota; Fungi; Ascomycota; Saccharomycetes; Saccharomycetales; Saccharomycetaceae. The record is from the annotation of a GenBank genome assembly.
AUGGGCCUAUCGAAAAGCGAAAUUGCCACUUGUGCUAAGCGCAUCGCAUCGACUAGCGACAGAAGGAAUUACAAUGAUAUCGUCAAGCUUAUCUCGCAAUAUCCAGACUUCUCCAAGGUACAAGAAUCCUCUUUUGAGGAAGAUGAACAUACUUUGAGAUACCUCACGAUGGCCUUGAUGCCAGUGUUUGGCAAACUCUUCGCCAGAGGACAAUUGAACCCUUCCAAAGCCGCUUCAGAAAAAGAAAAAUUCCUUUCACAGUGGUGCCGCAAGGUUUACAACUCUUAUAAGGCUAAGCUGCUUCAAUGCAUUUCGUCUCUAUCAUUUGAAACCUCACUUGCCCUCGACUGCCUCGACGUGUAUAUGCAACUGCUGGAGCAGGAGGCCAUUUACCUGGCCUCCCACGACGGCGCGCCAUUUUUCCCUAACAAAACUCUCAAAGCUCUUAUAGUGGCCCUGCUCAAGUCCAAUAUCCAAGGUAGUGUGGAUGCAGCGGACGGUCAUUCGAAAAAUUCUGUGAUCCUUGAGUUUUCGGCGAGCUACUACAAGAAAUACGUGGACAUUCAGUACUACUUUCAGGCAGAAACUGCUCAGUUGGUUGCAGACUCUGAAAUGAUGGAAUCGUUUGAUGCUACUCAGUUAUUUGCAAAGUGGCUAUCUAUUAUGAAUCACGACAACCACUACUUAAGUGAAGAAGCAGAUCUAGAAAUUUACGUCCCACAGCCUCCCCAAGCUAUGGAAAACGAGGCUCAAUAUAAGUCCAAUUUGGAAAAGAAUUGGCUCGCUCUUUUGAACCUAAAUGGACUUCCGAUAACCCAAUACAAGACGACUCUUCUAGUUUUGCACAAGAGAAUUAUUCCAUAUUUCCAGGCUCCCACAAAACUGAUGGAUUUUUUGACCGAUUCUUAUAAUCUAGGCGACGAUGUUGUUUCAUUGCUAGCCUUGAAUGGUCUGUUCGAACUGAUGAGAAGGUAUAACCUCGAGUACCCCAAUUUCUAUCAAAAACUUUAUCUACUGGUUACACCAAGGCUGAUGCACGUCAAACACAGGUCCCGUUUCCUGAGAUUAACAGACUUGUUUCUUUCCUCCACUCAUAUUUCUGCAAACUUGGUUGCUUCAUUCAUAAAAAAGUUGGCUCGAUUGACAUUAGAUUCGCCACCAUCUGCCAUUGUUUCGGUAUUCCCUCUAGUCUACAAUUUGAUUAAAAGACAUCCAACGUGCAUGAUCAUGCUUCAUGAUCCGGAUUACAUAGAUGAUCCUUUCGCAACUCCAGAACAAGUAGCGUCUUUGAAAGAGCGCAAAGAGCAGUACACUGACCCGUUCAAGAUUGACGAAAAAAAUCCAGAGUUUACAAAUGCCAUCAACAGCUCGCUUUGGGAACUUGAGUCACUGACAAGCCACUACCACCCUAAUGUGGCAACCUUGGCAAAGAUUUUUUCUCAACCUUUUAGGAAGCACAACUACAACCUGGAAGACUUUCUGGAUUGGUCUUAUGAUUCGCUCUUGCAAGCAGAAGUGACUCGGAAAUUGAAAGUUUUACCUGCCCUGGAAUUUGAGGAACAAGGUACCAUAUUCGGAGAGUACGUAAGGUGUGUAGAAUGGUAA